Messenger RNA from Botrytis cinerea B05.10, 2112 nucleotides. RefSeq lists its product as hypothetical. Bases 505 to 1578 code for a protein of 357 amino acids. The transcript has a single exon. Lineage: Eukaryota; Fungi; Ascomycota; Leotiomycetes; Helotiales; Sclerotiniaceae. The record is from RefSeq and is a predicted model, not a curated record.
GAACUUAAUAAGUAUAUACUUCUUUCCUUUUUAUCUAGAUCUAUUCACCUCCUCUUCUUUUCAUCUUUCUGACUUGACUCGUACCUCCUUCCCUUGAAUUAGGAUCAACAAUCACAGAAAUAGCCACCAGCAAUAGCCACCCGCCAUUGCUUGAUUUCAUUUAAUUCAACGCAGAACCUAACGCUGAGAGCUGUCAAAGCUUCAAUCAAUCGAACCACCUUCUACCUUCUUGUGCCACAGCCCCUCACAGCCCCUCUUUACCUCACCUCACCUCGACUUCAAUACAAAAUAUAAACAUUGAACUCUCCUCCGCUUCCUUCAUAUCCACCUCCUCAAAUUCAUUCUCGCUCCCUUUCUCAUUACUUGUACUCAUUUUUAAAUCUUCAAUCUUCAAUCUCAACCUCCAGCCUCCAGUCCUAAAUACCCAAAUACCCAAAUACCCAAGCACCCAAACACCUAAGUACCUAAACUCUCAAAUUCUCUACAACUCUUGAAGAUUUCAUCAUGAAGUACUCACUUUCCCUCCUCGCUCUUGCAGCCACUACAAAUGCGGCUGUUCUCCGGAGACAAAACGUUCCAUGUACCUUCUCCAUGGCUGCCGUUGGUGACCCAACCGGUUCCAUUGUCGAAACCACCAUUGGAGAAAAUCGCAUUGGUGGAUCCUGGCCUCAAGGUGUCUAUAGCAUUGAUGCCAAAGUCCUCACCGAUGCCGAAGGUCACAAUUGCAGCAUCUCUCCCACCACUUCCCAAUUUCAGUGUAUUCAAGGUUCUGCCGUUACUCUCUUCACAUUGGGAAACAAUGGAAAUUUGAACUACAACAACUCAACUGAAAAUUGGGUUGCCUGUCCAGCAACUGGACCGGGUGAAGAUGGAAGUUAUAACAUCUUUACCCAGGCAAAAUCCAACACGACCGGAUGCGAAACUAUUCAAAUAGUUACGGGAGGCUUCAGCUGUGCAGCAUUGGGAAGACCAUCUAGUUCAUCUACUACUUCAGUCGCCGCGGCGACUUCGACUUCCACCUCUGUACCUGUAGCUGCAUCAACUACUUCCGCAGCUGCAGUUUCUUGCCCAACAGAUAUCUCAUCGGGCCCUUUCGAAUAUCCCCAUCUUAUUGUUCCCGUUUCAUCUGAAUCUCCAGACCACCCAUUUGGUAAUCAAUACACUGCGCACAUCACGCCUCAAAAUAGCACAAUAUUCAAUUUCGACGUUCCAUCCACCGCUCCCUACACCGGUAACUGCGCCUUAAUUUUCCUCUUUCCUGUCGCAUCAGCUACUGAAGCUGGCACAUACAAUUUCACCGGUAUUGAAGAAGAAACUGAUGAAAAUGGGGGAAUCGAUUUCUCUCUUCUAAGUGCUAUUGCUAAUGCGAAUACAACUUAUAAUACUCAACCAACUGUCGCAACCGAUUUUGGAAAGGUAGAAGUUCUUCCCGGCAAAGGAUAUACGGUCUCGACAUUUGCAUGUCCAGCUGGAAAGACAGUCAGUUAUGAGGCGAAGAGUGUGGGAGGAUUGGGAUUGGAAUAUUUUGAAAAUAGUGCGCCCAGUGCUAUUGGUCUUUAUAUGGUGCCUUGUGCUUAGAUUUUGGCUGUGUAGAGUGGUUUGGGGAGAUUAUUUGGGUAUACGAUGGUUGGUGUACUUGAAUGGAUGAAAGUGUAGAUUUGGAAUGCGGGAUACGAGUGGAUUGGGAAUAUGGAGUAUGGAAAAGUUUCAUGCUAGAUCGGGAUGCGUAUGACUUUCAUGGGUAGUAAUUCUGAUGGAUUGGGAUUUUUUUGGAGGCGGAGAUUACUUUAAUUGUUUAAUACAUGCGUUGGUUUGACUUGUGGAGAGUGGGAAGGUACAUACAUACAUACAUGACUUUACGAUCAUUUUCAUGAUAGGUAGUCGAUGGCCGUAUGUAUCUAUCUAUAAUACAUGAAAGGGGGGCUUGGAAAUGGGAAUUGGAAUCGAAGAUGAGUAAUGAAAUGAGAGAUGAGAGAUGGAAAAUGGGAAAUAGGAAAUCUGGAAUGGAGACGAAGAUAAGAUAAAUCACCUAGGUAUUGAGUUUAUGAUUAAUAAAUGAUAAUUCUUUAAUGAAUUUUUUGGAGGGUUUUUGCUUUUUGUCUGGUGAUGUGA